UAUGUUGGCAAAAAACGAAAACAACAACAAGAAAGUUCAGUAGAAAAAGCGACAGCCGGGUAAUGGUUAAAAGUUUAGUAUAAAACAAAUUCCUAAUGUCUAUUUAAAGCAAAAUUCCAAGUAAAUUUCGACCCUAGGAAGCCCGCACCAAGUGGGACGUGGGUAAGAAUAGCUUAUAGUUCGAUCAGGAUCUCUUGAGCACGCCGCAUGACGUAGUCCAGCUUUAAAAGUGAAACCCUUAAGAUCCGCCAAUAGAAAACAACUGAUCGAAAUCUAUUAUCUGAUAGUGACGCAGCGCGCCGUGGCAUUGCUGCCAGAGCAGGAUGCUGAUGCGCGGCGUGCAGGUCCUGCAACGUAGACACCAGCAGAUUGGAAGGGCUUUGAGUCAAUAUUCAUCAUCCGUGCGACAGGACUCUUUACAUGCUUGGAAACGUCAUGACGGAGACACCUUUAAGGCACAGCUGUGGAAGCGGCCUGGCGGGUGCUAUCCAAUUCGCUGCAGCUCGGAGGGCAGUGACGACAAGAACAAGAAUGUGGAGCUCGCCAGCACCCAACAGUUAGCCCAAACGAAAGAGGUUCCAACUAUCAAGCAGACUAAAAAUUUUGAAGUGAAGACCACCAAAGGCAUCCUGACCAUAAGUACAACCAUCGAGGACUCGAAAAUUAAUGAGAUUGUGUUUGAGAAAUCUGACCUGCCGCCAGUUGCAAAACUAAAGGAACCAUCUUUGCCAUCGGCGGUUGCCGCCAAGGCAUCGGCUACCGAUUCAAAGCCAUCAAUUCUGCCUCCUUUACCCGGAGUAAAAUCUCCGGAACAGAGCAGUGGUGCUCCUAUUGCAGCACUACCUGUCCUGUCACCUUCUACAGAGGUACCACCGACCACACCGACACCAUCUCCGAAGCGACCGCGUUUCGAUUAUCGAGCUUCCUUGGAACGCAACUUUAUAACACCCAAUCGAGCCAUUAGCGACUUUUUGUUGACCGCUGGGGAUCUCGAAUCUCUGCCCAAGAUAAAGCGACGAUCACCCUAUGAACAGGAGCCUCCGAUGACCGUUUACUGGCGGCGUGAUGUGGAAGCUAAAGCCGUUGCUGUUUGGGGUUCCAAGGAAAGUAUAUUGCGAGAGCGGCUCAAGAGAGAAGUAGAACGCAAGCAACACCAACAGAAUCUGUUUACGGUUAAACGACGAUUGCGUGACUAUCGCAGGGAGAUUGGUGUCCGUAACUUGGUGUUUGAAAACGAAAACGAUCCCGCAAAGUCAGGUCAAGUUGUGGCCACUGCCAUUGCCAUCAAUGCAGCCAAUUUGCUUUUCAAGGCAGGUGGCUGGAUGUACAGCGGAUCACACAGCAUGUUUGCAGAAGUUAUACACUCAUUGGCCGAUCUGCUUAAUCAGCUCAUUCUGGCCUUUGGCAUCUACAAAUCAGCCCAGAGUCCCGACACUGAUCAUCCAUAUGGAUAUAUGAAUAUGCGCUAUGUCUCAUCCUUGAUCUCUGGUGUUGGCAUUUUUUGUUUGGGCUGUGGACUGUCUAUCUACCAUGGAAUCGAGGGAAUUGUUCAUCCUGAACCGGUCGCUGAUCUAUUUUGGGUGUAUUGUAUUUUAAUGGGUUCUCUAGUUUCUGAGGGAGCUACCUUAAUAGUGGCUAUCAACGAACUUAGCCGAUCGGCUAAGCUAAAUAAUGAGAGCUUUAAGGAUUAUGUUCUUUCUGGAAAGGAUCCCUGUGUAAAUGUGGUGCUGUGUGAAGAUGCUGCCGCCGUGGCAGGCGUAAUUGUUGCUGGAACGUGCAUGGGCCUGAGUAGCUACACCGGCUCCCCCCUAUUUGAUGCCGCGGGAUCGCUGAUCAUUGGAGGUCUUCUGGGUGCCGUAGCAUCGUUCAUCAUCUACACAAAUGCUAAUGCCCUAGUGGGAAUCUCCAUAUCCUCUGCGCGGCUGGAGAAGAUCAACGCUGCCUUGGAGGCUGAUGUGAUGAUUAGAGCGAUUUACGAUGUCAAGGGUAUCGACAUUGGCAACGCCCGCGUUCGCUAUAAGGCUGAGCUUGACUUUGAUGGUCGUGAGCUUACUCGUUCGUACCUGGACAAACAGGAUCUGGCGAAACUGCUUAAUACGGUUCGCAGCUUUGAGAAGGUCGAGGAUCUAGAAUGCUUUUUACUUGACCAUGGCGAAAACAUUGUGGACCUGAUGGGCGGUGAAAUAGAUCGAAUUGAGAUGAAUCUGCGGACACAAUUUCCGGAAAUUAGGCAUGUGGAUCUGGAAAUACUGUAAAGCCCUUCUCGGAAAAAAAAAAACAAAGCAUUGGGUGAUUGGUUGCUGUCUUAUAGAAAUAUUGCCUGUUAAGCUUAUAUUUAUUUCCCAUUAAUUACUUUUAGAUAUAUCUGUAUAGUUAAGCAAUUAAAGUGUAUUGCCAUGGGCCAAAGGGCCUUCUUCAA
Drosophila bipectinata is the source of this 2419-nucleotide messenger RNA. It is a transcript of the gene ZnT49B, whose product is annotated as Zinc transporter 49B. Gene Ontology annotation, cellular component: endoplasmic reticulum; membrane. Gene Ontology annotation, biological process: transmembrane transport; zinc ion transport; intracellular zinc ion homeostasis. The record is from RefSeq and is a predicted model, not a curated record. Gene Ontology annotation, molecular function: monoatomic cation transmembrane transporter activity. Lineage: Eukaryota; Metazoa; Arthropoda; Insecta; Diptera; Drosophilidae.